Messenger RNA from Drosophila grimshawi, 1159 nucleotides. It is a transcript of the gene galla-1, whose product is annotated as MIP18 family protein galla-1. The transcript is spliced from 4 exons. NCBI's taxonomy places the organism in Eukaryota, Metazoa, Arthropoda, Insecta, Diptera, Drosophilidae. The record is from RefSeq and is a predicted model, not a curated record. The coding region runs from base 405 to 974 and encodes 189 amino acids.
UGCGUGUGCAGCCCUGCGGAUAUCAAAACAAAAAACAGCUGUUUAUAAAUGAACCGUUCAUUCUGCUGCGUUGUAAAUUUAAUGAAUAUUGAAAAAUACUUAAUCAAAGCGUAAAAUCAAAGUUCAAUACAAUACAGCAAACCACAGGAAUAUUAUGCUGCAUUGCACAAGCAUACAAAUAGAAAGUAGAACAACAGCAAGAACACCAACGCACCACAGACAAACGAGGAGCACAGUUCGACACAAAUCGUAAAAGAUAAAAAAAAAACACUGGCGCGAUAAGAGCACCCCAAUCAAACGUGCCAAACAGUAAACACCCAUAAGCACACACACACACACACCCACACACACUCAUACAUACAGAUACGUACGGGAAUAAUUAGAGCAGCAACAAAAGGCUAAAUAUGUUGUCUUACAUUAAGCGCAAACUCUCUGAAUCGGACAGCGGCGCGACAGGCAGCAAUAGCAACAAUAGCAACACAACAGCCGCUGAGCUGGUGCGGAAAACAAGCGAAAUGUCAUUGGAUAAUGGUAUAAUUGCAUACGGGGAGGAUGCAUUGCUGCACGAGCUGGGCUAUCGCAAUGCCACCGACCUGCAAGAGACCAUUUACGAUCUGUUGCGCACCAUACGUGAUCCGGAGAAGCCCUGCACUUUGGAGGAUUUGAAUGUCAUAUAUGAGGAUGGCAUAUUUGUAAUGCCGCCAACACGCUCAAAUGUUUCGGUGGUGCGCAUCGAAUUCAAUCCCACAGUGCCGCACUGCUCGCUGGCCACACUGAUUGGUCUAUGCAUACGGAUUAAGGUGGAGCGCGGCUUGCCUCACAACAUCAAGCUGGACAUUUACAUAAAGAAGGGCGCACACCAAACUGAGGAGGAGAUCAAUAAACAAAUUAAUGACAAGGAACGCAUUGCAGCCGCUAUGGAGAACCCAAAUCUGUGUGAGCUGGUCGAAAAUUGCAUUAAGGAUGAGGAAUAAAAGUCUUGCGCCCCUUCUAGUGUAUAUAAUGGUUUAACUCAGCCUAGUUGUAAGUGUACCAAGUGCGUGUAGUCUCUGAUGUACGAUGUAUCUAGUUAGUAUUAAAGUUUUAAGAUUUGUUAAAUGUCGAAUUUGUUAAGUAAUACUUGGCAAGAAGAAUAAGAAUUGUGUAAACGUGGCGAACA